GGACCAAGGUCGGGCCAUGGAGAAACUAAAAGGUCCCACUGAGGGAUGCACUAUGGCCACCUGUGGAUGGAGAGCCCUGCUCCUCCCGCAGCUGAACAGACAGUCGCUGUACUUGUACGGAAGCGAGGUGGCCGUGGAGAAGGAGUGCCUCCGACAGCUGGAGAGCGGGGUCUUUGUCAUUCACCCUUUCAGCCUCAUGAGGAGUUACUACAUCAUGUGCAUGAUGGCCAUCACGUUUCUCAACCUGAUCGGGAUUCCCAUGGAGAUAGCCUUUCUGGACGGGACCAGCGGGCUGGCGUGGGAAGGAUUUAACGUGUUUUCAGACACGCUGUUCCUGAUAGACGUGGCUCUGAAUUUCCGCAUGGGCAUCAUAGCAGAGGACAGCGAGGAAGCUAUUCUGGAUAUCAAGCGGAUCCGGCUCAGUUACCUGAGGACAUGGUUCAUACCGGACGUCAUAGCUGCUUUCCCGAUCGGCUACAUUCUGCUGUUUGCGGACUUGCAUUACCACAACGAUGACAACCCGUCCAAGACAAACAAGAUGAUGAGGAUCCUGAUGUUUGUUCGGAUCCUCAGCUUGAUCCGACUCGCCCGAGUGUCCCGGCUCGUCAGGUUCUUCAACGAAGUGGAGAAAGUGUCAAAUGCAAACCUGGAGGUGGUCCGCCUGUUCUUCCGCAUCCUGUCUUUGUUCAUGAUGAUUUUCCUGCUGUGUCACUGGAACGGCUGCAUCCAGUACUUCGUGCCCAUGCUGGAGGAGUUCCCCUCUGACUGCUGGGUCCGCAAAGAAAACCUGAUGAAUGCCACAGUGAUUGUGAAGUACUCAUGGGGAGUUUUUCGAGCUCUCUCACAGAUGAUUGCUCUCUCGUACGGCUCCAUGGACGCUCCAACAAAUUAUGUUGAGAUGUGGAUCGUCAUGGUCAGCAUGGUGUCCGGCUGUCUGAUGUACACCGUCCUCGUGGCCAACGCCACCGCCAUGAUAGCCAACACCGACCCGGCAGCCAAGGAGUACAAGAGCAAGAUGAGUCGCUUGGAGCACUACAUGGCCUUUAUGAAGCUCCCGCCCGAACUGCAGCUUCGCAUCAGCAACUACUACCAGGCUCGCUACGGAGGGAAGUGGUUUGACCAGAAGGACGUCAUGGACACGGUGUCCUCAGCACUCAAGGAGCAAAUCCUGACGGUGAUGUGCAGCCGGCUGCUGAGAAAAGCUCCAAUGUUUCAGAACCAAGAUGAAAACUUCAUCAGUGCCCUCCUCCCCAAACUGGAGUACGAGGUCUUCCAGGAGGGAGACGUCAUCGUCCGAGAGAACGUCCCGGGCGACCGCAUGUUCUUCAUCGACCACGGUCAGGUCCUCAUGGAGAGCGAGUCCUACGAUAGGGAACUGUGUGAUGGAGACUUCUUUGGAGAGACAUGUGUGCUGACCAAAGGCAAACAUCUGGCCACAAUGAAGGCGCUGACCGACUGCCAGUGCUUCACUCUGUCCUGCGAUGACUUCCGGGAGGUGCUGCAGGGCUUCCCAGAUGUCAAGAAGGACGUGGAGAAAAUGAUUGAGCUCAACUCUGAUGGUGGACUCGUGUAAAACCAAAAACAAGACUUUUUUCACUGAAUGCUGCGGAAAUUAACAGGAGAAAUGAUGUUAUUAUA
This is a messenger RNA of Paralichthys olivaceus (Japanese flounder), 1638 nucleotides long. RefSeq names its product hyperpolarization activated cyclic nucleotide-gated potassium channel 5 (gene hcn5). Lineage: Eukaryota; Metazoa; Chordata; Actinopteri; Pleuronectiformes; Paralichthyidae. Gene Ontology annotation, biological process: regulation of membrane depolarization; sodium ion transmembrane transport; potassium ion transmembrane transport. Gene Ontology annotation, cellular component: HCN channel complex; dendrite; axon. Gene Ontology annotation, molecular function: voltage-gated potassium channel activity. The record is from RefSeq and is a predicted model, not a curated record.